Molecule: messenger RNA, 1064 nt
Organism: Exophiala mesophila
Lineage: Eukaryota; Fungi; Ascomycota; Eurotiomycetes; Chaetothyriales; Herpotrichiellaceae
Exons: 2
Coding region: 209-661 (150 amino acids)
Source: RefSeq, a predicted model, not a curated record
UGAUCACCGAAGGGCCUCUCCUUCGAAAUCAGGAUCACCAAGUCUCCUUCCCAUCUCAAUUCAUACUGGUUCUGAUCACCCUACAUUGAGACAAAGAAAUACACGUCAGGUUCUGCAGAUUUCGAGCGAUUUUCGAAUUCAAAUACAUUGGUCGUUGAUAUACCCCGAACAAAUUCUCCUCAAGACUCUUGACAUCUCUGGCCUUGCCAUGGCUCAGCUCUUCCAUGAUGAGCAACCACUUCCUCGGGACAGCGGUGAAUUGACUUCGCAGCCGGAAGACCGCAGAGAAUCCCCCAUGGGCUCCCCUAAACAAGCCAACAAGGACCAAAAUGGCCUUCCAGCGGCGUCCAACGGAAGUCCCGCAGCUCAAGACGGUACUGGGUCAACUGAUUCGUCGACAGAGAACGGCAUGGGCUUCAUUAAUAGAUUCGACCCUCAAAUGCUACCGACAUUGAGCUUUGCAGUGAGUGUCACUCGCGAACCUACGGCACCAGCUGCUCAGCCUCAACAGCCUACUACAGGCAGCAAUGGAGAAUCUAAGCAACCACCUCCUCAGGACGGCGCUGGAUCGACUUCGCAGUCUGGAAAUAUGGAUUUUAUGCAACCUCUGGAUCGAGAUUCGCUGGAGCGUCUGGGUUUUCUGAGACCAGAUAGCAAAUAAGACUCUGGAUCCUAUCUGGCAUCCUUGGUAUAUUCCCAGGGCAGAUAAAAUGGAGAUAUGUUGUACAGAACUUUCAAUCUUUACAAUCAUCUAUUUCAAAUGGAAGAAGGAAACAUGGAGUGUGGAGGGUAAUCCAAUGUGGUCCAAGGAGUAUUGGAGGAUCCGCCAGUGCGCCAUCGGCUCUCGUUUACCUCUGUUAGUUGGACUUGUCCUUUCUGUGGUAAUCCUGCACGUAGCUAGAUACUCCCUCAUCGGUCCGGGUUACCUUGUGAGACGUGGACCAUUUCGGAUGUCCGGUAAUGCUGAUGGUAAUGAGCACGCUGAAAUAAGACAGGGUGUUGUAACUGCCGGAGGACAUUUAAAUAUGUUCUUACUACGGCUUUUAGUUAGCACGUAUCUAGGG